UUUUGGAGACAGAUUUUAUUGUAUGCUAUUAUAAAAUUAAUUAAAUUAGUCCUAAUUUGCAUCUUAGCCUUAUUUGCUUUCUUUUAAUAUAUACUAUAAUGCACUUUAAUAUAUGUUUAUAUAUUCUUCCCACUUGGUGCAAGUUGAUGUUCUUAAGCAUCUACUUUGGAUUAUAACUCACUCUUUAGCAAUUUUUCAGGAGAGAGAGAGAGAGAAAACAAUGGAGCUCUCUCAACAUGGGUUCUUGGAAGAGUUACUUCAAGGUCCAAGAAUAAGGGACACUAAUAGUGGCAGUGGUAGUAGUUGGGCAACUUUUCCUAUUACUACUGCUGCUACUGGGUCAAGUGAGUUCUUUACUAAUGGGUGGAACUUUGAUUCUUUUGAUGAAAAUACAAGUUUAUCACCAGCACCAAACCCUUGUUCAUUUUUAGGAUUCCCUACUCCAACAGAACCUACCUUUGACUGCUCUUUCAAUGACCAAACUUACCCUUUCUUUGAUGGCUUUACUGCUGCUACUACUACUGUACCUACUGAGAUUGAUGAUCACACACCUCCAUUUCCAACCCAGGAAGAUUACCCAUCAAUGGUUGAAGAUGAAGAACUCGGUGGUCUUCUUCUUAGAAGUCAUAGUUUUGAGGAAAGAUUAAGCAGCACCAGCUGCAAAGUUGAGUUGGAGCAAGCAAGCAAUAACAAUAAUAAUGGUCAGGUUUUCAGUAUGGGUUUGAGUGCAGAGAAAAAGAACAAGUCUAAGAAGUUAGAAGGGCAGCCUUCAAAGAAUCUAAUGGCGGAAAGAAGAAGAAGAAAGCGCCUGAAUGACCGCCUCUCGAUGCUAAGAUCAAUAGUCCCUAAGAUCAGCAAGAUGGACAGAACUUCAAUUCUUGGAGACACCAUAGAUUACAUGAAGGAGCUGCUUGAAAGAAUCAAUAAGCUGCAAGAAGAAGAAAGUGAAGACGGUACAACUGAAAUGACCUUAAUGACCAACUUAAAUGAGAUUAAGCCAAAUGAAGUGCUAGUAAGAAACUCCCCCAAGUUUAAUGUGGACAGGAGAGAGAUUGAUACUCGGAUCGAUAUCUGUUGUUCAGCAAAGCCAGGAUUACUGCUAUCAACAGUAAACACAUUGGAAGCACUAGGCCUUGAGAUACAGCAAUGUGUCAUAAGUUGCUUCAAUGAUUUUUCCAUGCAAGCUUCUUGCUCAGAGGCUGAUGAGCAGAGGACACUAAUAAGUCCUGAAGAUAUAAAACAAGCCCUGUUUAGAACUGCUGGUUAUGGAGGAAGAUGUCUGUAGAAGAAAGAGAACAGGAAAAGAUAAUGAGUAUGGACAUUUCUAGGUUUGUUUUUUAUGGAGUUAUGCAAGUGAGAACUUGUAAUAAUUAAAUAUCCUCUUUAAUAAGUAUAUGUUCAUUUAUUA
Molecule: messenger RNA, 1408 nt
Organism: Ricinus communis (castor bean)
Lineage: Eukaryota; Viridiplantae; Streptophyta; Magnoliopsida; Malpighiales; Euphorbiaceae
Product: transcription factor bHLH93
Exons: 4
Coding region: 113-1285 (390 amino acids)
Biological process (GO): regulation of DNA-templated transcription
Cellular component (GO): nucleus
Molecular function (GO): DNA-binding transcription factor activity; sequence-specific DNA binding; protein dimerization activity
Source: RefSeq, a predicted model, not a curated record